CAGUGGGCAGCGUGGUCCUCCCGGUAGGUUAAGGUGAGCCUCAUUGCGGUCUUGGUUUGCAUGUGUCGGAAGAUUCUAAGGUGAUUUGCGUUUGUGGAUAAUUUCAGACGCGGUUUGGUCCCGGGGCGCCCGCAGCGCCGUCUGGCACCUGGUGGGAGCAGAGCAGGGUUUGCGCAAGGCCUGGGGCCGUGGGUAGAGGUCUCAGACGCCACCAGGUGUCCCUCCCCAGCGCCGCAGGGACCUGGCUCGGUGACAAGAAGAAAGCGAUCGGUCCUCCAGGCAAGAAAUCCGGCUCCAGUGCCAGGGUGCGCCGCCCAUGGGCUGCCCCAGGCGGGGUCGCCAACGCCACCCGCGGGGGAGCAGACGCGGCGGGAGCGCCAGGUGCAGGAGGCGCAGGGCGGGCUGGGAGGUGAGGCUGAUCCGCUUGGAGGCUCCUGCGCUGGAGAAGGAAUUGAUGAGCAAGAAGAACAGGGCCUGUCCCCAGCGCGGGCUGGUGGCGGGUGGCCAGACCCGGCGUCCAGGAGCGAGCGAGAGACAGCCCUGCACGGAGGAUUAGCUGGCAUUCUUGCAGCUAUGGUUUGUCCCAGGAAAUGAGCAUUGAAAGUGAGCAGCCUUUCCCACCUGCCGCCUGAUGUCACCCUUACCAACCCUGUGGAGGGAGAGCACAUUGCUCUCAUUUUGCAGGUGAAGGGGUGAAAAGGUCGGAGGCUUGGAGUGAUUGCGCAAUUCCGGUCUUGGGGUGCCUGUCGGGAUUGGAAUUCCACACGGCCUUCCUGGAAAUGUGAGCUGGUUUCUGUCCCUGCGUCCUUUAUCUAUGCAAGGGACCAGUCACUUGUGAGCAUUAAUUGCAGAGUGAGAUCUCCAGGUCAAAUGUCGCUGCAAGGAAUGGAGCCAGCCUUCCGUGGACGGAGACCUCUGAAAUCUUGAGCGUCCAAAUAAACUUUUCCUCCUGGAAUUGUUCUCUUCAGGUCUGAUUUGGUCCCAGCAGCAAAAAAAAAAAAAAAAAAAAAAAAAGCAGACAAAAGACGUGCCCAGGGGCGUCCCGUGGAGGAGCCACAUUCCAGAGGAUGCUCGCUGCCUGAAGGACUCAGGAAACUCCUGCUCCAGCCUCCGCGCUGCAGGCGGGAGGUUGGAGGGGGGGGGUCUGCGAACUUCCUUAUGAUGUCCCAGAAGUGAAGUCAGCCCUGAGAAGGACUUUGCUCUCUUUAUGGCCCCGACGGAGAGAGAAACUUGGCGAGAGGGAGGAGCUUGAGUUCAGGAAGAAAGAAAUACCCAGUUUGGAGCCGAGUCGGCGUCUCAGCUGUGCAAACCCAGGGACCACACAGGGGCGCCCGCCAGGUCGGUGCGUGGACAGGUUUAUAAAAGAUCCCUAAAGGGACUACAAACACAGGAACGUUCUAACACUGUGGGGUAAAGAGUCUGUGCCAUCAUGUCAGCCUACUACAGGAAUAACAGCCUCAACGGUGACACAGAGCAUCAGGACUCUUCAAGAUCUCAGGGCCGUACUCGAAGGCAUUUAAAAACUCAGGAUUAUCCAGACUUCUCAGGUCCUUGGGAUAAUCCAGGCUAUCCCAGCACCAGGAAUAAUCCAUUCUCUACAGGCUCCAGAACAAAUCCAGACUAUCCUAUGUCUCUAGCAGAACCAGAUUAUCCUGGAUCUCCAAGUAAACCAGAUUAUCCUGGUGCCAGGAACAAUCCCUAUUCUGAAGAUUCCAGAACAAGUCCAGACUAUCACGGAUCUCUGCCAGAGCCAGAUUAUAUUGAAUCUCAGAGCCAUCCAUACCAUCCAGGCUCACCCAGAGAACCAGAUUACCCUGGAUCUCAAAGAAAUCCUGAAUUUGCAAGUUCCAGAAGUAGUGGAAACUACCCGGGUUCCAGGAUAAACCCAAGUUAUUUGGGAUCCCUGGAAAAUCCUGACUACCCGGGAGCACAGGACAACUCUAACCAUUCUGGCCCCAGAGCCAAUUCCAACCAUCCAGGCUCAAGAAGGAAUCAAGAACCUGCUGGUUCCAGAAUCAAUUCAUAUAUAGACGACCCAGGAGAGCCUGAUUAUCCAGGUGCUGAGAAUCAAACUAACUUUCCACACAUUUGGGGGGAACCAGACUAUCCCAGUGCUGAGGAUUAUCGGAAUUCUCCAAACAUUUUUGGGGAACCUGAUUACCCAGGAGCCGAGAGUGUUCAUGAUUAUGGCCCUUCUGAGACCCAGGAAAUGACCAGGAGGAGCAAUGCCUCCUUGGGCGUCCUUAGGAGAGAGAGUGAAGAUUACCCUGAAAGUUUUGAAAUGUCGUCCAUGGAGAUGGCAGAUUCACGCGACCCAUCUCUGCCAGGUGCUCCUGGAAAGGGCUAUGUGAACCCUGCGUAUGCGGGCGAAGGUGGCCCUGUCGGUGCUUAUGGAAACCCACCGCUGUCUGAAGGUGAUUGGCACAAGUCACCUGAAGGACAAAAGUUAAUAGCAUCCCUGAUCCCCAUGACGUCCAGGGACAGGAUCAAGGCCAUCAGGAACCAGCCCAGGACCAUGGAAGAGAAGAGAAAGCUGAGGAAACUGGUUGACAAAGAGAAAAGCAAACAGGGUCCCCGGGCCCUGGAGGUGGCCUGCUGCGCCCGGUGUGUGCACACCUUCUCUCUGGUCUACCGGAGAUCCAGGAACAGCGUCUCCGAGCUCCUCAACACCACCAGCCUGUGGCAGAAGACGCUCAAGGUCAUCGGAGGCAAGUUUGGAACCAGCGUCCUCUCCUAUUUCAGCUUUCUGAGGUGGCUUUUGAAGUUCAACAUUUUCUCCUUCAUCGUGAACUUCAGCUUCCUGGUCAUUCCGCAGCUGACGGUGGCCCAGAAGAACACGCUCCAGUUCACGGGGCUGGAGUUUUUUACGGGGGCGGGUUACUUCAGGGACACGGUGAUGUACUACGGCUUCUACACCAAUUCCACCAUCCGGCACGGGGGCAGCAGGCUGGCCUACAACAUGCAGCUGGCAUACCUCUUCACCAUCGGGGCCUGCUUGGUCACCUGCUUCUUCAGCUUGCUCUUCAGCAUGGCCAAGUAUUUCCGGAACAACUUCAUCAACCCCCACAUUUACUCCAGAGGGAUCGCCAAACUUAUCUUCUGCUGGGACUUUACUGUCACGCACGAAAAAGCCGUGAAGCUGAAACAGAAGAGUCUGAGCACCGAGAUAAGGGAGAACCUGUCAGAGAUCCGACUGGAGAACACCAAGGUCACCUUCCACCAGCAGCUCACGCGCCUGUCUGCCCACGUGGCGGCCUGGCUGGUGUCCACCGGCAUGGCCAUCGCCUGCUGUGUCGCCGUCUAUUACCUGGCCGAGUACAACUCCGAGUUCCUGAAGACACACCAGAACCCCGGAGCCGUGCUGUUACUACCCUUCCUUGUGUCCUGCAUCAACCUAGCUGUGCCUCGCUUAUAUUCCAUGCUCAGGCUGGUGGAGAGCUACGAGCUGCCCCGGCACGAGGUCUACAUCCUCCUGAUCCGAAACAUCUUUCUAAAAAUAUCCAUCAUUGGAAUUCUUUGUUACUAUUGGCUCAACAUCGUGGCCCUGUCCGGUGAAGAGUGUUGGGAGACGCUGAUCGGCCAGGAAAUCUACCGGCUCCUCCUGAUGGACUUCGUGUUCUCUUUAGCGGAUUCCUUCCUGGGGGAGUUUCUGAGGAGGAUCAUUGGGAAACGGUUCAUCACAAGCCUUGGCUUACAGGAAUUUGACAUUGCCAGGAACGUUCUAGAGCUGAUCUAUGCACAAACUCUGGUGUGGAUUGGAAUGUUCUUCUGUCCUCUGCUCCCCUUCAUCCAGAUGGUCACCCUUUUCACCAUGUUUUACGUCAAAAACAUCAGCCUCAUAGUGAACUUCCAGCCCCCGAGCAAAGCCUGGCGGGCCUCCCAGAUGAUCACCGUCUUCAUCCUCCUGCUCUUCUUCCCGUCCUUCACGGGGGUGCUGUGCACGCUGGCCAUCACCAUCUGGAGACUGAAACCUUCGGCCGACUGCGGCCCGUUUCGAGGCCUGCCUUCCUUCAUCUACUCUGUCUACCGCUGGAUCGACACCCUGAGCGGGCGGCCCGGCUACCAGUGGGUGGUGUGGAUCUAUCACAACCUCAUCGGCAGCGUGCACUUCUUUUUCAUCCUCACCCUCAUCGUGUUAAUCAUCACCUAUCUUUACUGGCAGAUCACAGAGGGAAGGAAGAUUAUGAUCAGGCUUCUCCAUGAACAGAUCAUUAAUGAGGGCAAAGAUAAGAUGUUCCUGAUAGAGAAGUUGAUCAAGCUGCAGGAUAUGGAGAAGAGAGCCAACCCCAGCGCACUGAUACUGGAAAGGAGGGAGGUGGAGCAGCAAGUGCCUUUGCAUUUGAAGGAACAGGCCGCUACUCCAGGUAAGCAAUGGAACUGUCAGAGAGUAAGACACUAACUUGUCCCAGUUCACGGCACAGCCCAAGGCAGAGGGUCAUAAUUGCUCUGUGGAUCAUGGGAUGCAAACGGGCUGAAGCAAACAUCCAAGAGUAAUUCUUGUUUUCUGUGUGUCCUAAGA
This is a messenger RNA of Ictidomys tridecemlineatus (thirteen-lined ground squirrel), 4519 nucleotides long. Lineage: Eukaryota; Metazoa; Chordata; Mammalia; Rodentia; Sciuridae. The record is from RefSeq and is a predicted model, not a curated record.